GCACGCGCGAGCGUUCGGACCCUUUCCGCGCACCAGUGUCCACCGCCGCGCGCCGCGACCUACCAUUAAGAAUUGGACGUUCGUACCGUCGGCGUCGGAGCGUUAUCAGUCGUUAGUGUACACAGACGGUCGUUUCGAUUCCGCGGCGGCAAGUGGAAACACGGCGCAAAUACCAUCACCACCCGUUGUCACUGGUCUGCGUCUCUUCCACACUUCCACUGUGUAGUCCGUCGUUGUAACGUGUUUUGAUCUCCAACACCGGACCACCCUGACGCCAGUACCGUUGAGUACCGUCUCCGUGAAUAAUAACCGUGUACUUCACCGUGGCUUUCGUGCAUCGGCGGCAGUUAUGGCGACUUUCGACCGGUGCACCGGCGUUGGUGCGUCAUUCGUCGGACCCAUCGGAAUUCAGGAUUUAUCUAUGAGCUAAUAUGGAUGAAUCUUGCACAGAAUAUGAUUUAAUGAUACACAAUAACAAGCAAGUUGAAAAACCAUCAAAUAAAAGAAAUUCAUCUUCUGAUAUAGAAUUGAUAGAUGAAAACCAUUCUAUUAUUGAUUCUAAAUCAAGUCUACCAACUAGAAAACAAAGACUUAUUGAUUAUUUAACUACAACUCACACACCUGAUAAAAACAUAACUUCAAAUUAUAAAUUACACAAUUUUUCUACUGUUAAUUUGAUUAAUUUUGUACCAAAAAUUGAUGAUUAUAACAAACCAGUGAAAGUUAAAUCCCAAUGGACCCGUACAAGUCAAUUGGAGUUAGCGUUAGAAAAUUCUACUAAUAAAAAUACUCUACCUGUAAAUAAUUUAUCUAAAUCUGAAAAAAUCAAUAAGAUAUUUACAAUGGACGUUUCACAUGCAAAUAGUAUAGUUAAUCAAAUUAAUAAACAUACAGAUGACACUAGAAAAACCGAUAAAAAAACUGAUGCUAAUUCAAACUGUGAAAGCCAUUGUUAUGUUGUUGUAGACAAAUUUGAUGAUGAUUCUGUACCAGUAAAAAGAAAAAGGGGUAGACCCAAAAAAAGAAGUAACAAUAUUACUGAUAAUACAUCAGUAAUUUCAAAAAUUGGUAAUCAAGAUCCAGUUAAGACAAAUCCAAUUGCUGCUGUUGAACCUAAAAAUACUGAUCAACCAAAAGUUAUAAAAAGAGGUCGAGGAAGACCGAGAAAAAAUGAAUUAACAUCAACUACUAUUCAAAUACCACCAAUUGUGGCAAAUUCAGCUCCAGCAAAAAAACGAAAAAGAACAAAACAAGGUUCCACUGUUUUAAAGAAGCCACGUGCAACAACAUUGAACAAUGAUAAGAUUAAUGAUUCAGAAUCGCCCAAAUUAAGUCCAAGACAGCAUGCAAAGUUGUCUUCUAGUGAAGUAAUAAAAUCUUUAACUAAAAAAAUAAAUGAAAAUAUUCCUAAUUCUAGUGAGAGAUCAUUAUCACCAAUCAUGUUAUUUCCAGGCGAUGGUAAUGAUUUUAAGUGUAUAACUUUAUCACGAUUUGAUGAUACAGUAAAAUCAUCACAGUUUACUUCAGAAGGAUGUGAUACAUUAAUCGAUCAAGAAAACACUACACCUAUUAAUUUUUCAGAAGGAUGUAAUAACUCAAAUGUACAAGAAAACACUAAAACUGUUAAUUUUUUAGAAGAAUGUAAUAACUCGAAUGUACAAGAAAACACUAAAUCUGAUAAUUUUUUAGAAGAAUUUGAUAACUCAAAUGUACAAAUAAAAACAUCUGUUAAUUUUUUAGAAGGAUGUGACAACACAAAUGUACAAGAAAACUCUACACGCAUUAAUAUUUUAGAGGGAUGUGAUGAGUCAAAUGUACAUAAAAAAACUACAUCUAUUAAUUUUUUAGAAGAAUGUGAUAAGUUAAAUGUACAAGAUAAAAUUGAUUGUGUUUCUGGUACAAGAAUUAAAAUCAAUGAGUUUCUAAGUGAAAGUGAACAAGAUGUGUUCUCUGAACUUGAAAAAGUAGAUUGGAAUCUACCACCUAAACGGAUUAGAUCAAACAGUGUUAAUAAAUCUACUAAAAUAAAAUAUCGGAGAAAUUCUCUUACUGAUAAUUUUGUGUACAACCCUCCAAAAAAAUCCAAAAAUAGUAUAUUUGAGGAUUUGAAGUCACUGAAAUCUUGGAAAAGUGUUUCUUAUUUAGAACGUGGGCCAAAUGUACAGACUGAAAGAAUCAUAAAAAAUGAACUGGUUAAAAAAUUUAGAUCAAAAUUGAAACGUAGCAGAAGUUUUCCAAACUGUUUAUUUUUAGAUACAGUUAUCUGGAGAUUUCUAAUUCAAGAAUGUGAAUAUGAAUGUGAUUCAGAAGAAAAUUAUGAGUCGUCAUCAGAUUUGGAUGCAGAUUCAAAUUCAGAUUCUGAUGGAUGUGAAAAUAGUGAGCCCAUACAGCAAUAUGAACAACCAGAAGAGAAAACCAACUAUAUGUCUGGAAAUUUAGAUAAUUUAAAUAUGAUGUGUUCUACAAAUGAUUUACCAUCAUUCCAAAUACCUCCAAACAUAAGUGAUUUGGAAAAUUCUGAUAGUGAUUCAGAGGAUCACAGAGGUUCUGAUAGAUAUGAAUGCCAUUUCCUUGAAAAUAGUGUAUCCCCGAACAUAAGCGAAUUGAAAAAUUCUGAAAGCGAUCAAGAGGAAUCUGAAGGCAAGAUUAGACGAUCUAAGCGAUUAAAUACAAAAUUUAAGGCUAGUGAUAUGUUAGAGGAAGAAUAUUUAUUAUCAUCUGAAAAUUCAAAAAUUGACUCUUUACUGUUAGCUGAUGAAAUUCGAAAAGACAACGAAAUACAUUUAGCAGAAGCUAGAGCAAAUGACCCGGAGUUGGAUAAAAAAUUAAAAAAAUUGAACUUUACUUUAAUAACUAACAAUUUAUUUAGGCCUCAUAGGAAAAAAAUGGGUGAGUAUACACCAGCGGAAGCACAAGAAUUACGGAGGCUAAAACCAAGGAUAAUUAUCAAUUCUGAUACUUAUAAAUGCCACUGUAAGUAUACAAGAAAAGAUUGGAUUGAAAAAAAGCCUGGGUGUGCUACAGAGUGUUUAAAUCGUUUAUUGAAUAUUGAAUGUGGAAAAGCUUGUGUUUUGAAGUCUUUAUGUACAAACAAGCAAUUUCAAAAUAAACAAUUCAAACGCACUAAAAUUAUCAAAACUGCAGAUAAAGGCUAUGGUGUUUUCGCGCUUGAAGAUAUCCCGAGUGGAACAUUUGUUGAUGAAUAUAUGGGAGAAGUCAUCGAUCAAUGUGAAAUGAUAAUCCGAAUGAAAAAAAUAUUGUAUAAAAAUAACAAUUAUAUGGUACAAUUGAAACAUGAUGAAAUAAUCGAUGCUACGCGGAAAGGAAAUAUUACAAGAUUCAUAAACCACAGCUGUGAACCAAACUGUGUAGCAGAAAAAUGGAAUGUGUUGGGUGAAUCUCGAAUGGGGUUUUUUAGCAAAGAGUUAAUACGAAAAGGAGAAGAAAUUACUUUUGACUACAGUUUUGAAAUAUUUGGAGAUGCUGCCCAGCAAAAGUGUUAUUGUGGCACACCAAAAUGUCGAGGAUUUAUAAGCAAAAAGUCUAGAACAGGAGAUGAUCAAAGCAGUUGUUCUGAGGACAAUGAUGAACAUGAAGAUGACAAUGUGUCGUUAAUAAUUAAACCAGAUGCAUGUUUGGAGAAGAAGAAAAAAGCAAUUAAGAAAAUAUCUAACAAAGAUAGAAAACGUUUACGACAGCUUGAUCAACAGUUAACGGAUAUCAGUAAAUUAAAAAAUAAAAACCGCUCUGACUUGGAGAGCUCAACAUUAAAUUUAAAUAAGUUAAUGGUUCAUAUCACGGAUUCAAUGAGUAGAUCGCAUAUUUUGAAAUUUAUCCGAGAUAACGAUUUAAACUGUAAGAGGUUAUUUAUGAAUUUUAAUGGAUUAAAUAUAAUACAUAGUUGGAUGACUUCAAAUAAUAACAAACGUUUGAAAUUAGAAAUUGUUGAAACUCUAUCAGAUCUUCCAAUUUCUAACAGGAACACAAUAACAAAAUCAAAAGUUUUAGAUAUUGUUGCUCAAUGGGCUAAUAUUCCAUUAAAUAUAAAAGAAAUUAUUGAAAAUUUAGAGUAUCCAAUAUCACAAAUUAAAGAACAUGAACAAGAAAUUGAUAAAUUGUUACCAGAUGUAAAAAAUAUAUCACCAUUAGUUAAAGCGGCAAGAAUUUUAUGGAAAAAAUGGAUAGUUCUGAAAAUUGUUUUUAAAAUACCAAAAUUAGAUCGUCCAAAAGAAGUGAACAUUCCUGAUGACGUUAUCCAACCACCAAUACUAUUUUCACAAACACAAACAAAUUCUGUUCCAUAUCAUUUUGGAAAUCCUGCAGUUCCUAAUCAACUUUCUAAAAUAAGUUGUGUACAAAGCCAAGGUAAUGGUCAGACCAAUUCUGUGGAUUCAAUAAGUAAAAUAAUUAAUCAUCAGAAAAUUAAUCGAGACAAGAACAAAACUGUUUUGGAAUGGAAAAAACAAUGUGAUCAUCAGCCUUUUAAAAAAAAUAAGGUUAUUAGUCCUGCCAUGGUAAAUUAUUCAAUUAAUUCAGUUUUAAAUCCUAAGCAAAGCUUAACAUCUACAUUUAAAACGAGAAUUAUACACCAAGAUAUUCCAACGAUUGAAAGCAGCACUCUUAGUAAGAAUAUAAAAUGGAGUGAUAUCACUGAAAAUAACUUAACGGUCUAUGAACUUCCAACUGAUUCUUCUGAAAAAAUUAAUUCUGCUAAUAUCGAAGUAAUUGAAACUGAACCAAUAGUAUAUUACCCUAUUGAAGAAAUUAUAACUACAAACCAAACAUGGAAUUUACCGCCUCCAACCAUUGUUGAUCUUUGUAAUGGAUCUACUCUGCAUUCUAUGCUAAAAACAGUUCCUCCAUGUUUACCAAAUGACUUUAUUUCAAAUACGUCUGAUGAAACUAGCCAAUGUUCAUUUUCUUAUGAUACUACUACUACUUGGUGUGUAAUGCGUCCGGAAAAUGUGAUGUAUGAUGCUCAACAUCCUAGCAUCCAAGAACAAUUGGCUUUCCUACCGAUUGACAUAACACUAAAAAAAUCGACUAAAACACAAUUAGAUAAUAUACCAAAUACUAAUGUAGAAAAAACAGAAUCCAAUAAAAAAUAUAAAGUGGUACAGCCACUAGAUGAAGAUAUGCAUAAAAAAUACAAAGUGGUACAGCCACUAGAUGAAGAUAUGCAUAAAAAAUACAAAGGGGUACAGCCACUAAGUGAAGAUAUGCAUAAAAAAUACAAAGUGGGACAGCCACUAAAUGAAGAUAAGCAUAAAAAAUACAAAGGGGUACAGCCACUAGAUGAAGAUAUGCAUAAAAAAUACAAAGUGGUAGAGCCACUAGGUGAAGAUAAACAUAAAAAAUACAAAGUGGGACAGCCACUAGAUGAAGAUAUGCAUAGAAAAUACAAAGUGGUACAGACACUAGGUGAAGAUAUACAUAAAAAAUACAAAGUGGGACAGCCACCAGACGAAGAUAUGCAUAAAAAAUACAAAGUGGGACAGCCACUAGAUGAAGAUAUGCAUAAAAAAUACAAAGUGGUACAGCCACUAGAUGAAGAUAUGCGUAAAAAAUUAUUUAAACAAUGUGAAGAAAAUGUGCAACAAUUAAUUGAUAAAGGAAUAUUGAAUGUUUGUAAAACAGCUAGGCAAAAUUAUGUAGAUCAGUCUCCAAUUAAAAUACUUCAAUCAUUUUUUAAUAAAAAACUAGUGAAAUCAACAAAUGUGGCACCUGAAAACAAAUCAAAUCAACAUGUUUUGCCGAACUUAAUCAAACGCAUAAAAGUAAUUAGUAGUUGUUAUCGAAAACAACCAUCCAAAAUAAUUGAAAUAAAUAAUUUAGUAAAAUCAAAUUCACAAAUAAGUAAAAAUGACAUAUUUAGAAUUAAGGAAGACCAAAAGACUGAAAUAACUGAUACAACUUCGGUAGCUUUAAUGUUACAAAAUGAACAACUAAGUACUAUUCCUCAAACACUUAACUUGAAUAAGAUGUUCAAUAAGAAAUUGUUGAAAUUAAAUACAAAAAAUAAAUUUGCGUUUAAAAUUUUGAAUGGUAUGAUAAAACAUAAUUCAAGCAUGCCCAAAUAUUUUAUUCUCCAAUUACCAUCAGAUACCAAAAUAAUAACUCAUAACCCUUCAUAUGAAUUAGAACUUCACAAAAAAUUAAUUCCAUCAGUACAAAAUAUUUUGUGUGCUGAAUUAAAGAGGGGACUUGAUAAAGGCAUCAUAAAAGUGUACAAACAAAAAAUAGUAAUGAAAUAUGAUGAAACAAAGGCCCCAGAAUCAGUUACUUUAGAUUCAAUAUUAAAAGAAAAUAUUGUUUUAUCUGGUAACAGUAUAGAAAUACCUCAAGUUAAAAAACAAUUUAAAAGAAAAAUGCCUUUGCCACCUUUACACAACACAAAAAAUAAAAAGAUUAGAGAAUCCAGAAAUCAAGCUAAUGAUAAUACAGUUUUCAAAAAACCAAUGCCUCCUGUUAUUAAUAAAAACAGCUUUCAACGUAUUAAUACUUCAGUUACUAACCAAGUGCAAGAACCUAAAAUAUCAAGUAUUGCGCUGAUUAAUACAAAUGCAAAUGAAUUUAGACAGAAACCUAGUACAUCAAGACAAAAUAUACCUAGUACUGCUUUCUUAAAAUUAGAUUUGAACAAUUUUAGAUCGGAACCUAGUACAUCAAGUUGUCUAAAACCAGAUAUUGAUCCAUCAAAAAUAAAACUAAAUGAAUUAAGUGAAAACCCAUCUAAUCAAUUAAUCACAAAUAUUACAUCGUUAAAAACAAAUGCAAAUGAAAUUAGACAAAAACCUCUAAUGAAGUGUUUACCAUUCAAUAAAGUAGACAACAUUUUAAUAACUGAACUAGAACAGAAUGCUAAACUUUUAGCCUCAACUUUAAGUAUGGAUUCCACCUAUGUCUUACCAUCAACAGAAGAUAAUAGUGAACUAAUUGACCCAAUCGUACAGAACUUCAAGAAUUCUAUUUGUCAAAAGAAAUCUAUGAUACGUGCAAAUCUUGUUGAUGAUCCAAUUGUGAGGGAUUAUAUAGAACGUACUCAAUCAAAAUCGGUUGAUACAAAACGUAAAUGUAAGCUACCAGAAAGUAUGAUGUCUUUACCCAUUGAGGUUCUUAACCUUAUACCAGACAAUCAAAGAGAAAUCAAGUAUGUUAUUGAUUUUUAUCACGCAAUGGCUACAGUUAUUGUCAAAGUAUUAGACUUGUAUGUGAAGAAGAGUUGCAAACAAGGGCGUAUAAAGAAUGAUGAUGAUUUCAAAUAUUUAGCUAAAAAGCUCAAUGCCAAUAUUUUAUUCAAAGAACUUCAAGUUAAAAAGGUAGAAGAUUUAAGAAUUAGUGAUAGUGUCAAGCAAAAAGUCGAACAGUACAUAAAAAAAUAUAUGUUAAAGUAUGGAAAACUGUACAGAAGAAAAAGUACUGAUCAAUGAUCCUGUCUGCGAUAACAUUUUCAACCAAAUAUAAGAUAAUUUUUAUGGAUAC
Acyrthosiphon pisum (pea aphid) is the source of this 7482-nucleotide messenger RNA. RefSeq lists its product as uncharacterized. Gene Ontology annotation, cellular component: chromosome; nucleus. Lineage: Eukaryota; Metazoa; Arthropoda; Insecta; Hemiptera; Aphididae. Gene Ontology annotation, molecular function: DNA binding; protein binding; histone H3K36 methyltransferase activity. The transcript has 18 exons. Gene Ontology annotation, biological process: regulation of DNA-templated transcription. The coding region runs from base 432 to 7430 and encodes 2332 amino acids. The record is from RefSeq and is a predicted model, not a curated record.